GUGCUCGUCCGCUAUGGAAACUCUUCCGUGAUGCUUCCUUCUGGGUGGGCCCCUGAGCGGCUGGCCAUUGUCGAGAUGCUUCGACAGGGGAAGAAGGUGGGUGGUCGAUGCCCGGAGGUUACCGCAAGAAGGAAGUUGGUGCUCAGGGUGCUGGACCCCACAGAAAUCUGUCAUGGAAUGAACUACUUCUGGCGCGGUGUUCAUCUUACAACAGACGGCGUGAAGUUGCCAGUGUUCGUGCACGCAAAUGGUGUAGAUGAGAAGAUCUACUUCAUGCGGGACAGAGGUAUUUGGUUUGUGGAUGAUUGGUCGGAGCGCUUCCCGGAGCAGAGUUCCCAGAGGUUCUUGCAAUACACACACCCUCGCGGGCAAGACCUGAAGGGGGACUUCGGUAUGGUACUGGCAGCUCUCCAGUUGGCGCAGCUAUUGAGCCGGAUUUUGGUGCUGCCGAGAACUAUGAAUUGCGCCAACUCUCCGGCCUUUGCUGCAAGAAUGCUGCACUGGCAAGACUGCACAGUGGAUCAGUACGCUUCUGCAAAGAUCCUGUUUCGGUACUUCAACGGGACUUUGGCCGAAUCUUCUCUAGCGGCACACCCUCGAUUCCUGGCUCUGGCCACGCAGAGGUGGACCGCACGGAGCAAGCCUCCCACAGACGUGUCUGUACUGAGCCUCGAAGCGACAGCUCGGUGUACACGAGGUUGA
Messenger RNA from Symbiodinium necroappetens, 702 nucleotides. The record is from the annotation of a GenBank genome assembly. NCBI's taxonomy places the organism in Eukaryota, Dinophyceae, Suessiales, Symbiodiniaceae.